Messenger RNA from Calypte anna (Anna's hummingbird), 706 nucleotides. It is a transcript of the gene NDUFA8, whose product is annotated as NADH:ubiquinone oxidoreductase subunit A8. Lineage: Eukaryota; Metazoa; Chordata; Aves; Apodiformes; Trochilidae. The record is from RefSeq and is a predicted model, not a curated record. Gene Ontology annotation, biological process: mitochondrial electron transport, NADH to ubiquinone. The transcript is spliced from 4 exons. The coding region runs from base 78 to 596 and encodes 172 amino acids.
CCGCCCGCGCCGCCCAGCGCAGUCGCGGUGCGGGGCGGCCCGAGGGGAACUCAAGGAGAGCGGCGGCCGCCGCCGCCAUGCCCGGCUCCGUGCAUGUGCCCUCCUUGGAGGAGCUGGAUGUGCAGGAGGUGUCGGUCAGCUCGGCCGUGCUGAAGGCCGCUGCCCAUCACUACGGCUCGCAGUGCGACCGCCCCAACAAGGAGUUCAUGCUGUGCCGCUGGGAGGAGAAGGACCCUCGGAAGUGCCUGCAGGAGGGCCGGCAGGUCAACCAGUGCGCCCUCGACUUCUUCAGGAAGAUCAAGGCACACUGUGCAGAGCCCUUCACUGAGUACUGGACCUGCAUUGAUUACACCAACUUGUUGGAGUUCCGUCGGUGCCGAAAGCAGCAGGCAGUGUUUGAUAACUGUGUGCUGGAGAAGUUAGGCUGGGUGAGACCUGAUCUGGGAGAGCUCUCUAAGGUUACAAAAGUGAAGACAGACCGUCCUUUGCCUGAGAAUGCCUAUCACUCUAGACCUAGACCAGAGCCAAAUCUGCCCAUUGAAGGAGAGCUGAAGCCUUCUCCCUUUGGCAGUAGGCUCUUCUUCUGGUCCUGGUAAAAUGGGCAGACUGUGCUCUGACUGGAGCACAAAGACUUUAUGUUUGCAGAUGUAAAGUGUCCAGGAUGUGUUUGGUAUAACUUUAAUCAUUAAAGAACCCCAAACCAUUA